This is a messenger RNA of Saccharomycopsis crataegensis, 1623 nucleotides long. RefSeq names its product serine/threonine protein kinase KIN3 (gene KIN3). NCBI's taxonomy places the organism in Eukaryota, Fungi, Ascomycota, Saccharomycetes, Ascoideales, Saccharomycopsidaceae. The record is from RefSeq and is a predicted model, not a curated record. Gene Ontology annotation, biological process: protein phosphorylation. The transcript has a single exon. The coding region runs from base 1 to 1623 and encodes 540 amino acids. Gene Ontology annotation, molecular function: protein kinase activity; ATP binding.
AUGAGUUUCGAACAAAAAUUCGAAGUUCUUGAACUAAUUGGCCGCGGGUCUUUUGGGAAUGUCCGUAAAGUUCGGAGAAUCAGUGAUGGAAGACUCUGUGUCCGGAAAGAAAUCUCGUAUAUCCACAUGAACCCCAAGGAAAGAUCACAGCUCAUUGACGAAUUCCGAAUCCUUGGAUCUUUGAACCACCCCAAUAUUGUCGAGUACAUCUACCAUGAACACGUUCCUGAGGAUCAUAUGGUGUAUCUUUACAUGGAGUACUGUGAUGGCGGGGAUUUGAGCCAGAUCAUCAAAUCGCACAAAAAGCGCGAGGAGUACGUGCCCGAGGAUCUCAUCUGGAGCAUAUUUACCCAGGUAAUAAUGGCGUUGUACCGAUGCCAUUACGGAGUGGACCCUCCGCCAGUGAAAAACAUCUUCCAGACACAAUAUGACGACGAGGAGAAUGAGGAGGACGGAAAGGAUACCCAUGGCCCAAAUAACCAGUACAAAUACAGUGUUUCAGGAAGUAACGAGCCCACAGUGGUCAAUAAUGAAAUGAUUAUCAUUCAUAGAGACAUCAAGCCAGAUAAUGUUUUCUUAUUGAAGGACAAUUUCGUCAAGCUUGGGGAUUUUGGGCUUGCAAAGUUGUUACUACUGGAAAGUGAUUUCGCCACCACCUAUGUCGGUACCCCAUACUACAUGAGUCCCGAAGUGCUCAUGGAUAAACCUUACACUCCUCUUCUGGACAUUUGGUCCCUUGGAUGUGUGAUGUAUGAACUCUGUGCCCUUCAUCCGCCAUUCCAAGCGAAAACACAUUUACAAUUACAAAAUCGUAUCAAAGAGGGUCAUUUCCCAGAUAUCCCAAGUCAUUAUUCCCAGAAAUUACGAUUAACGAUCAACGCGUGUAUUCUGGUCGAUACUGCCCAGAGACCGCUGUCUUAUUUGCUACUCCAAGAAAUCAGUAUCAAGAUCUUCCGAAAAGAAUUGGAACUCAACACCAAACAACAAAAUUUGGCUCUGCUCGAGCGUAGUCUCAAGUUGAAAGAAAAUGCGUUUUUACAAGAACGAUCCCGCCUAAGCAACGAGAUCGACCAAGAGUUGGGGUAUCAUAAGAAAAUCAUGGACAAAGAAAUCGAACAAAUCAGGUUACAAUAUCAGAAGGAAUUCCAAUACGUUGUGGAAAAAGAGGUGAACAAUCGAAUAAAAAUUCUACUUCAAGAGCCAGAAUUCAUGCAACAAAUCAUCAAUCAAGCGACCACUAGUGGGAAAAUGAACGACGAAUAUGGGAAACCUAAUGAUCUUUUGUCGAAGAAAAGUACCGGGGUCCUCAAACAAUGGAAUGGGCCAGGCUUAUCAGGAAGCACCAUCACCUCUGCCGCUUCCACCGCCCCAUCAACAUCAAGCAACAAUCUGAAAUACUCAAUCAAAAACCAAAGCAAAUUAUUUGAUGAGUAUUCAAACCCCAAUGUUUAUGGAGGGGUCACAGGGAACCAGAACUUGAACAUGAAUGGUGGUAAUGCUUUGAAUAAAGCCACACAUUCUUCGAACGCUCAUGUAAUGACCAAGAAAAAGAAAUAUUAUAAUGAAAUGUAUGAGGAAAAUACACCUAGUCCAUUUUUAAGGACUUUUAACCUGAAUUUUUGA